Loa loa (African eye worm) is the source of this 570-nucleotide messenger RNA. RefSeq lists its product as hypothetical. Gene Ontology annotation, molecular function: heme binding; oxygen binding. NCBI's taxonomy places the organism in Eukaryota, Metazoa, Nematoda, Chromadorea, Rhabditida, Onchocercidae. The record is from RefSeq and is a predicted model, not a curated record. The transcript has 5 exons. The coding region runs from base 1 to 570 and encodes 189 amino acids.
AUGUGUAUUAAUACAAUUUUCCGCACUAUUUGGAAUAGCUUAUUAUCACUUUUCGUCACCAGCACUUUGCCAGAAGUGGACGCGUUGACAAAAGAAGAGAUUAAGCUGUUAGUGGACAAUUGGCCCAAAUUGAAAGAAAAAAAUCCUGAUUUAUUCCGAAGAGCUUGGAUAAAAUCAGCACGAAUGAGCGUCAAUGUCAAAAAGGCAACUGGUUUACGAGAUGAUGAAGAUCCGGAAACCAAUGGAAGAUUCGUUUCGUUAUCGCCAUUAAUUGAAGAUUUCGUCGAUAAACUUAUUAUCGAAUUUCGCUGUGAUGAUAUUAAAGUGGCAGAAGCUAGUCGCAAACUUGGUGCUAGGCAUGUACUUCUUGAAAAUUUUCAUACAAAUUUCUGGGAUAUUUUUCUGGGCAAUUUGAUUCAUAUUAUCAUUGAAGCGCAUUUGGAAGGCGAACAACGAGAAAUUGCGACCAUUUGUGAAAAAUUUUUUUCUUUUUUUGUUAGCUUUAUGCGUGAUGGAUAUAAAAUGCGAGUACAGGAAGAACUGAGCGGUCGUAGACGCAUGAAAGCAUAA